CGUGCCUAUAAGAGGUCCUUUGAGGAGAGCAAGAGAGAGAGAGAGAGAGAGAGAGAGAGAGAGAGAGAGAGAGAGAGAGACCGAGAGAAAGAGAGAGUCUAGUUUUCGAAUGGGAGGGUAGCUGAUAGCUGGCUUGCUGCUGCUCUUGCGGAUAGCAUGUUGAGGUGCUGUCUUUAACCUUUCUUGGAUCGCAUGUAACCACACCUGCCUAGGGGCAUCUCAGAGCUUCAAAAGACCUCGCAGGCGCAUGCAAUAUGAGGACUAUCAGGGUGACAGUGGGAGUGCUUUUGCAAGCUCUUCACAUUCUAGCUGUGGCAGCGAGAGGUACUCCUCCAACACAAGCAGCAUCACCAGCACCACCUGCAGUAACGAGCAACGAGACAGCGUUGUCAAAUUCAUCUGCUGCCGAAUUGCCCAGCACAACUUACAGUGUAAUCGUGGGGGAAAUGAGCAUAGCUCAACCGCCAAUUGUGUACCAGAGGCGACGCUUGCCAGUAGUAUUCACUGCGCAAGAUGAGAAGAACCACAGCACCAAUGGACGUAGGACACCCACCUCGACAUUUCCAACUCCUGCCAGUGCCACCAGCCAAUACGAGGAGAUGGAGACAGGUUCAUUGAUGGGUCGCACUCCUAUGUGGAUUGCGGUUGGUGCCGGUGGACUCUUUGUAGCACUAGCAAUCAUUGUCUUCAUACUCCUGCGCCGCAAGCCUUUCCCUAACAUUGAGUUUGAGCAUAAAUCCCAGUGCGAUAACAACGGCACUGCACAACACGCCGCGCUCCAGAAGGACUCUCUAUCAAGAACAAAGACUAGAGUGUCAAUGCUGGAUAACGUAUCAACCAAUGGAUCACCCAAGAUGGGCUUAUCCAGAAUCGAAAUCGCCACGCCAUCACCAAACAAAAUGUUUAAAGAGUCAGCUCCGAGUUUGGAGCCCACCAAUAUUAUCCCAGAUAAGAAAAGAUAUAUCAAAAAGAAGCCCACCUCGCUUGAUAGCCCUGAUGUGGAACAGUAUUCGUUCGUUCCCGUCCAAGACAAAAGCCGGACUUCCAAUUUGUCUGAUGUCUCCUGCUCGGCUCCACCCGACUCAGAACUAUACGAUAAUCUGUAUAAGUCCACUUUUAGCAAUGGCAAUCAGGGAAUCAGGUCUACAAGCUCGGGCUCAGCGGACAUGGCCAAUAGCAAGUCGCUCAGCAAAUCUACAUCUAACCUAGAACGACUGUUUAGGCGAACGCCAGUAAGCAGUCGCAAGAACACAUUCAGUGUCAGCAAGAAUACCUCCUGCGAGGUGCUAUCGUCUCUCGCGGGCACUGAGGUUGUGUACGCCGAUGCGGACAGAGUUGGCGAACACAUACAGCCGUAUGGGGACAUAGCCCCGGUGGCCGCUGUACGGAAUGCCAGUGACGCCACAGCGAAAGGGACGGAUGACGUUGGACGCGCCAAAAUGCACCGGCACGCUACUAUGGUAAUGAGUGAGUUGUCGCAACGGCACGCUGAAAACACACUUCCCCGCUCGAAAACGUUCACCACUAAAAACCUCCGUAGCCAUACAUUUGAUGGCAGCUCCCCAAUCGCAUCAAAUGCUGGUGAACACGCUGGGCUAGCAUCUAACAUUAAAAGGAUUCGAUCAGAGUGGGCUGCCGCUAGAGGCCGCCGGACAGACAGCAAUGUGAAGGAUGGAGCUGCAUAGUAUGAACAACGUGAAGAAUGGAUCUGGAUAAUGUGAACGACGUGAAGAAUGGAUAUGCAUAGUAUGAACAAUGUAAAGUAUGGAUCUGGAUAGUACGAACAACGUGAAGUAUAGAUCUGGAUAGUAUGAACAACGUGAAGUAUGGCUCUGGAUAGUAUGAACAACGUGAAGUAUGGAUCUGGAUAGUAUGGCCAACGUGAAGUAUAGAUCUGGAUAGUAUGAACAAUGUAAUGAAUGGGUCUGGAUAGUAUGACCAACGUUAAGAACGGAGUUACAUACAGUGGUGUAGAUAACAUGAAUGACGUAUCUGCACAGUACUAGCGACUAGCUGCAGUGUAGCCAGCAUCCUCUGAAAAGGGACGCUGACUGUGUGGAUAAUGUGAUUAUUGUUGGCAUAUGACAGAUCCGACUGUAGAACAAGAACACACAAAGAGCACGGCGAUGUGACACCCAAGAACACUGGUGACUUUUGCUGGAUGCUCGGAAUCCUGUAGUCCCUACCAGGCUCAACAUUCUAAGAUUUCUUGAGCGACAUGACAUGGAUGUUAUAACACCUCAUUAUCACCAUAGUAUUAACCGUUGCUUUCUAUUCCUAUCUAGCAUUAUAACCCUUAACCUUUCUGUCUCAGUUUGCUCACUCUGAUCCGUUUAGUGCUUACUCCACACCACUAUGUUGUGUGAAUGUAAUUUUGUCUUUGUUUGCUUAGUCUCUUGCUUAGUCUCUUGUUUUGUCACGUGCCUAUCCACUAGGUUUGAAGAGACACCUAUGAAAGUAGGUUACCAAACCGCCA
Sycon ciliatum is the source of this 2476-nucleotide messenger RNA. RefSeq lists its product as uncharacterized. NCBI's taxonomy places the organism in Eukaryota, Metazoa, Porifera, Calcarea, Leucosolenida, Sycettidae. Bases 255 to 1685 code for a protein of 476 amino acids. The record is from RefSeq and is a predicted model, not a curated record. The transcript has 7 exons.